Molecule: messenger RNA, 2750 nt
Organism: Bicyclus anynana (squinting bush brown)
Lineage: Eukaryota; Metazoa; Arthropoda; Insecta; Lepidoptera; Nymphalidae
Product: E3 ubiquitin-protein ligase siah-1
Exons: 7
Coding region: 183-1139 (318 amino acids)
Biological process (GO): proteasome-mediated ubiquitin-dependent protein catabolic process; multicellular organism development
Cellular component (GO): cytoplasm
Molecular function (GO): zinc ion binding; ubiquitin protein ligase activity; ubiquitin conjugating enzyme binding
Source: RefSeq, a predicted model, not a curated record
ACUAACUACUCUGUACUACUUUAGACAAACACAAUCGCUAACACGUUUCGAGAUACAACUGUCUGUUAUCACUGAAAAUGGCUGAACGAUUAUAUCGUAAUCGACUAACACAAGCCCCUGUCGAUCUAAAUGUGUUGUGCAAAACUGUGUUAUAUUUGGUGUAAGUGUGCUGUGUUUUAAAAAUGUCAUCGACGUCCUCUGCCGCGGGAAAGAAAUUGGUUCUAAGCACACUUCUCGAGACUGAUCACUACGAAAGCCUAAUCAAGGAGCUAACAUGCACUAAAUGCAACAGAUAUAUGAAACCUCCCAUAUAUCUGUGCGUGGAUGGACAUAGUAUAUGCGGCCCGUGCUACGAAAAGAGCUACCAAUGUCAUAUAUGCCAAAAAGAGUUCGCACAGAUCCGACCAAUAGUGCUGGAAUCGCUCGCCAAGAAAGUGUUAUUCCCUUGUACCAAUAGCGGCUGUCCGAAACACGCGACCAUUUCGCAGCUGGAGCAACACACGCCGAGCUGCCAAUUCAGAAUAAUCAACUGUUUUAUGGCCAGAGUUUAUGGUGAGUGUUCGUGGAAGGGUCGAGCUGGUGACUGGAUGGAGCAUUGCUUCACGGACCACAAACAGAAAGUGACUGAGCUGCCCUUCAUCACUGUCAAAGAUAAAUGGGACGCUAAACGGACAGAACCUGUACUCAACUAUUUCCUACUGAAAUGCUUCGAUAAAAUAUUUAAUGUUUACCAGAUUUAUGAUAAGAGAGGAGGAAGAAUGAUGUGGACUGUCCUAGUGAACGACGACCAAGCCGAUAAGUUUUAUUUCGAAGUUGACAUUUUCCUACCGGACUUACCGUCCAAAAAGAUUGUUUAUAGGCGUCCGUGCAAGUGUGAAAAGGAUGCCGAUUUUCUAGAGCACACUCAAAAUGUGUACAUUCCUGUUGAAAAUAUAUUCUCUAUGCUCGAUGAGAGCGAAUCAGUUAAUUUUACUGUUAGAAUCGAUGAGACACGAGAAUCGAUCGGAUCGUGUCUUGUCACUCUCGAUGGAGCUGGAAUCAGGCACGAGAAUCGAUCGGAUCGUGGCCUGAUACACAGCAGAAACACUAGAACCAGGCACGAGAAUCGAUCGGAUCGUGUCCUGGUAUGUGAAUAUUAGAGUAUGUUGCCCCACUGGCAGCCACAAGUAAAUCGAUCGUCUUGCAGGCAUAUAUGUGGGGUAAGCUGAUAAUAGUGGGUUAUUCGAUUAAUCGAUCGUUCGAAUCCCAAAGAAAUAGUUAGAAGUCAUAUAAGUGAAAGAAAGCAUUAAUCGAUCGUUGUUUUUCUUAUCAAGCAGAACUAUAUAAUUACUUACGAAGUAAUGUGACCAAUAAUAGCAGUAUGUAAUAUAAAUAUUAAUAGUCUUAAAAGAUAAUCAGUUUACGAAUGUAACCGAUUAUAAUGAUGUUUGUGAUUGUUGCAUUAAUUAUGUUGAUUGCAAUGUGUAAAAUCAAUUGAGAAUAUAGUUUGCAGUUUACGAAUAUACCUAACCGUUUUUAUUGAUAUUUGCAACUGUUGCAUUAACUAUGUUGAUUGCGAUGUAUAAAAUCAAUUGAGAAUAUAAUCUACAUUUUGAUAUUUAUGAUACAAGAGUUAUUCAGUUCAUAAAGUAAGUUUAUUAGAAUGGUAUUAACAUUGAAAUUUGUAUACAAUCAGAGUUUUAUAAGUAGAAUAAUAUUAUGAAAAGAGUAAGAGUAAGAGUUUAUGUAAAGAGUGACAACUGACUAACUUUCGAUUGUUAGGAUGCCUCCUGGCGACAUGUGCGGGGCGCACACGUUGUCAGGACGGUCGAUUGUUAGGAUUAAGCAAACUAGAUUCAUAAUUAUAUCACAUUUUUAUUUUCAUGCUGGCAACUUUGUUUUUAAAUGAUCUCUCAGUUGUCAUUCUGUGAUUGGUUGACGCCGGUUGAUGUAAAAUGGCGGGAACCAAUCAGAUUUAUUUUAUCCAAGCUUGAAAGCUACAACUUGACAGAAGACAUUAUUGUUUUCAUGUUGGCGGUCGAUUAUUCUCUGUUGAGCGAAUCACGAGUUAAGUCGAGUAGAAUUGAAACAGUUUUAUAACCAACAUCUUUGAAAAGAGCUACUGUAGAGUUUCUUAUCGAUUCUUCUCUGCAAUGUCUGCAAUUCCGAAUCGAGAGUAGUUUCACCACCAAUAGAAAUAUCAUAAAGUAAUUGAAAUAAAGAAGGUAUUCAAACAAUCAAGAAGUUAUUAUUACCUGAAUCCUGAGUACGCCUACAUUCGUAAGAUGAAUAUCAAAAUUUAAUAUUAUAUAAAUCUUUAUAAAUUAUAAAUACCAAAUUAAACAAAGUAGUUAUUUUAUAGUUUGUUUUAUUGAAUAACUAAUAGUAGCGAUAGAAGAGUAAAGGGAAAAUAUUUAAUGUUUUUAUCUCUGAAACUAGCAAAAAAACUUAUAAGUAGAUUGAGACUGAAUUCUCUUGGAUGUAGAAUAAAUAAUUGUCCAAAACACAAAAUUCGAAAAUUUUUAAAUAGAAUAGUAGCUAAACUUGCAUGUUUUUGUUGGAAUAUGUCCCACUAGUGUCUAAGAAAUUGUAAUCUAGCCCGGGAUUUGUGGAACAAAUUUACAAGUGAACCAGCUGUUUUUUUUACUGUUACUUAAUUAAUAGUUAUACAAAGUAAAAAAGUCGAGUACGAACGAUUUGUAAAUCAAAAAAUGUUCGUAUUUAUUUCUUAUUUACAUAUUACCAACAAUUCGUCUAAAACUUUUAAAUUC